AUGAGUACAAUUGCUUACCGAGGCUCACCCACCAGCAUCUUUCUCACUCAGGGGUCUGUUAUUUUCCCUUCUCCUAGUCUUUCGGAUUCAUUUCUUUUUCCACCUGUUAUGUUUAAUGCACCUUUUCUUCAUUCGACUCUCUCACUCACUCUCUCACUCUCUCUCUCUCACACACACUCUUUCUCUCUCUCGCUCUCUCUCUCUCACACUCUUUCUCUCUCACUCUCUCUCUCGCUCUCUCUUUCACAUUCUUUCUUCCUCUCUCCCUCUCACUCUCUCUCUUUAUCUCUCUCUCUCUAUCUCUCUAUCUCACUCUCUCUUUCUCCUUCUUUUUCUCUUUCUCUCUAUCUCACUCUCUCUUUCUCCUUCUUUUUCUCUUUCUCUCUCUCUGUUUCUUUCAGUCUUUCUUUCUUUCUUCUCAGGGCCUUUGUUUUUGUUUUUUUUGGCAUUUUUAGAGUUUCAAAAAAGGAAGACGUAUAUUUAUCUGUUUGCUUGUUUCCUUCUUUUUUAUUCAAACGUAUUUUCGUUUUUUUUAUCUUGCUUUUUAUUUUUUCUUUCUUUCUUCUUAACUCUCCUACAUAUUUGCAUUUUUUAAAUUUAUUUAUUUUUAUUUUGUUUCUUUUUUUCUCCAAUUCUUUCUUUCUUUCUUUCUUUCUUUCUUUCUUUCUUUCUUACACUUCUACAAUCUUUCAUUUUGAUUUUGUAUUGUCUUUCUUUCUUUCUUUCUUUCUUUCUUUCUUUCUUUUUUUCUUAUUCCUAUAUAAUUUCAUUUUUAUCUUACUUUUUCUUUUUUUUCUUUGGUUCUUUCUUUCUUUCUUUCUUUCUUUCUUUCCUUCUUUCUUUCUUAUCCUUCCUACAUACUUUCAUUUUGAUUUUGUAUUGUCUUUCUUUCUUUUUUUCUUUCUUUCUUUCUUUCUUUCUUUCUUUCUUUCUUUCUUUCUUUCUUUCUUUCUUUCUUUUUUUCUUAUUCCUAUAAUUUCAUUUUUUAUCUUACUUUUCUUUUUUUUCUUUGGUUCUUUCUUUCUUUCUUUCUUUCUUUCUUUUCCUUCUUUCUUUUCUUAUCCUUCCUACAUACUUUCAUUUUGA
Acanthosepion pharaonis is the source of this 1086-nucleotide messenger RNA. Lineage: Eukaryota; Metazoa; Mollusca; Cephalopoda; Sepiida; Sepiidae. The record is from the annotation of a GenBank genome assembly.